Iphiclides podalirius (scarce swallowtail) is the source of this 213-nucleotide messenger RNA. Lineage: Eukaryota; Metazoa; Arthropoda; Insecta; Lepidoptera; Papilionidae. The record is from the annotation of a GenBank genome assembly.
AUGGAGGACCGGUCGGUGAUAAACGAACCACGGCCCCCUACAAGCGCGCGAAACGGCCGCGCGGACGCGACGGACGCGACGGACGCUGAAACAGGCGAGAGCGGUGCGAGUGAGGCCCGCGUAUGCUACGCGCGGAGGAGCGAUGGCGAUGGCAGACUGGCGGUGCGCGCCGCUCGAAUGAGGCGACGUGACGUCACCGGGCGUCUACCAUUA